Sclerotinia borealis F-4128 is the source of this 2091-nucleotide messenger RNA. The record is from the annotation of a GenBank genome assembly. Lineage: Eukaryota; Fungi; Ascomycota; Leotiomycetes; Helotiales; Sclerotiniaceae.
AUGGGUUCAUCGAAAGUUAGUCAAAAACAUAACCAUAGUUCUACAUACAAUUCUCCGAAGGUACAUACGCCGCGCAGGACAUAUCAUGUUCCCUCGGACCCGCCCUUUGUUUACCAUGACAAUGAAUGUACGGACUCGCGAACAGUUUCUACGAGAGCUUCUCUACCGAGUAUGCAGUCCGAUAUGUAUACGCAAGAAAGUUCAAACUUUAGUUCGAUGAGACCUGCAUCUGCACAUUCAUCAAGAAGAUCAGUCUCUGGCAUGAAACGACUUUUACCACUCAAACUUUCCUCGCCUCAAAUACCAGAUUCCGAUUCCUGGUCAAGAUCAACAUCAACAUCAAGCAAGAGGACAACUUUUGGUCAAUCAGGACGUUUGGGAGAUCUAUCAAAUUCUGGAAGUAUAAAGGAGAGUAGGGUGGCAUUUGUACCAAGAUUAGCUAUACGACCAGAAAGAUAUCGCGAUACUCCCAUUAUUUCGAAACCUGGAUCACCUUUAAUUGGAAGUCUCCUCUAUCAGGAUGGCAGCUGUAUUAAAUGCUCCGAUGAAGUUACUUGUACUACAUCUUGUAUCAUAAAUGAGUAUGAUGGAUUCAGUGAUUCUAGUUCAAGCAAAGAAUGCAGUUCGGAUUACUCGAAUCGUCAUACACAAAGCGCAGCCUCAACACCCAUCUCAUCAAGAAGACGCUAUGGAGCGGGUUCCGAUUUCUCCUUCAAGUGUUUGGGUGAACCAAUCCACAAAUUAGGGUCUUCAUGGUUCGGAAGUCACGUCAAGGAGCGAGUGAUUCCUAGACUUUCGACUAUGAAUAUUGAAGAGUGGCUCAGUGACAGUGCAAGCAGCAUGUGUGAAAGCUCUGAUGAUGAGGACUCUGAUGACUUUUUUGCUUGUGCAACAGCUCUUGCACCGGCUAGAGCGCACGUUGUUCAAGUGAAUAAUAAACAGUCUCCGAGACUGUCUAUUACGAUUCCAGGACGAUCAUCAUCAGCUACAAGGUCGAAGCAUUCCGACUUCUCUGCUUUGCGAAAAUUAACAUCACGUUCCCCUAUUAAGACAUCUUUGAUAGGUGAUCUCGCCAUGUCGAGCCCUCCCGCUUCACCCGAAGAACCAGCAUCAAACAAGUUUCCUAACAAUAAUCAACAAAAAGCUGCCGGUUCGCCAGUAGACCCUUCACCAACACCUGCAUCCCCCGAUACGAUCCUCGACAUCGUAGCCGCAAUCGAUGAAUGCACGUCAAACUUUCCUACGAAAAUGUUAUUAGCUGAUACUCCAUGUAUAUCAUCCAUUCGUUCGCAUCUUAAAGCUACAUCAACCACCAGUGCUUCCAAAUCAUCUUCUCAUCAUUUGAUACCUCCACCUCCUCCGCCACCUACUACAAACUUUAAUCAAACCCGCCCCAAAGGACUCAAUCGCCGCAACCGCCCUCAAAAGAUAUGUCUUUCCCCAACCACGAAGACCAGAUCCUUAACCUCGCAAAUUCCAACCACCCCACCCUCAACUCCACCAUUCAGUCCCGAUUUCUCUCUCUCCUCAUUUCCCUCUUCCACCAACCCACCCACCACUUUCAAACCAUCCAACCAACCCUCCAUCCUCCCAACUUUUGCCUACCAGCUUGCAGCCGCAAAUCUCCAACCCCUCCAUACCAUCUUCCCCAUCUCUUCCGAUUUCCUCCGCUCUGCCCUCUACGCUCACAUUCUCGCCUACAUAUUCCUCCAAUCUCUCCCCUCUACUCACGGCAAUCCCCAUGCCGCCCAUCUGCCCUCCCACGCCCACAUCAAUCACCACGCAGCAUCCCAUUCCCUCCGAAAACAACGCUCGGUCCCCCAAUCCUUCUCCUCGUACCACAGCACAAGCAUAGUCGGCAUCCCCGCCAAAGCAGCCUCAACCCUCGGUCUCUCCUCCUCAACUUCCACCCGUCGAUAUCCUGGCGCGCCAACCCAAAAUAAAAGGAUCGAAUUGAAUCUUAGGAGCUGUAUUGGAAAGUUGUUGAAGGGGAUGGAGGGGAGGGUUGAUGCGCAGGUUGGGAAGGCAGAGGUUGAGGGGUGGGUGUUGAGAAGUUUGAUCGAGGUUGUUAGGGGGUGUGAGGGCUUUUAG